This is a messenger RNA of Durio zibethinus, 5858 nucleotides long. The record is from RefSeq and is a predicted model, not a curated record. NCBI's taxonomy places the organism in Eukaryota, Viridiplantae, Streptophyta, Magnoliopsida, Malvales, Malvaceae.
GUUUCCUUAAGCUCAAACACUGCCGUUUGAGGUUAAGCAUAAAACCCCAAAAUCCUCAUCUUUGCUUCAUUAUUCCAUUCCAUACUUCUCUCUCUACAAACCAUUUAACUACUCUUCAAACUUCUUCAGACAGCCUCAAAAUUAAAAUUCCAGAAAUUAGUGACCCUUCCUAGAAUCCUGCAAGCUCGCCGUCACGUCCGCCGUUCGAUGACCGUCGGCCUUCUUCCUCUGUGUAGCCUCACCCAAGCUCAGCCACUGUCUAAGCCACCACUUUUCGUUGUCGACGACACAAAAUCAAUCCUCUUCUUCUACAAGACUAAAACCCAAAAGAACAAUCUCAAACCAAACGGAGCCAGAGACCCAAAAAUUGACUUCUGCUCUCGAGCGAUUCCAUUGGUAAUGUCUGUGUGUUGUGGUAUAUUGGAUUGAUUGUAUCGAGUUGCUAAUUGUUAAUGCCUGCUGCCUUGAUCCUGGGUUUCUCUUGCUUUUUGCUGGUGUGUCUAACUAUCUGAGUUGUUUGUGCUGCUUCGAUUAUAGGCCGUGUUUACUGGUUUUCGGGUUUGGGUUGAUUUUCGGGGCUUGCUGGUUCUGGGUUUAGUGCUGGGAUUGUGAUGUUGAACCGCUUCUUGAUUUUGGGAAUUGAGCCGUUUGUGUGCUUUUCUGAUUCCAGCUCUAUUGUGGCUGCUUGUAUUGUGCUUCUGCCUGUGUAUGAUGGUUUGCGUCUGAGAAUCAAGCUUGAAUACCGAACUCUGCCUUUGCUGGGAAUUGCUCCUGUAUUAUCUUUAGUUUCUUGCCUCUGUGAUUGAUGCUGGAGUCAUGUUAGGUUUGGCACUAGAAGGAUCCCAAUUUGAUGCUCGUCAAUAUGAUCAGAAUAUGAGUGAGAAAAAAACCGUUCCAUUGAAAUGGAAACCAGUCAGAUCAAUGGAAUUGACCCUAUCCUCGGCUCUUGAAGAAAUCUGUGCUCAAGGCCGCGAUGGCCUCGCCUUAUCCACCCUCUGCUCGAAGCUUGACCUGAGUGUCGAAUUUAGACGAGUCUUGUGGAACAACCUACUUAAAAUUCCAACAGUUCAAUUUCAAGUGGCAAAAAAUGUUUACGAUCGCGACGACCCUUCAAUUCAAUGCUUUGAGGAUGCAGAAAAGCUAGAUUUGAUUAUUGUUGCUAAGGACAAACUUCGUGAUAAUUUUUUGGGCAUUUACGAUUUCUCUCUGGAAUGUGACAAAAAAGAGUUUCGUCAACAACGCCUUGCUCUUGAACGCAUCGCCAUUGCUAGAAAAAAUGGGAUAACUCAAAGCCAGCUUAGCAAGGAAUUUGGAAUUGAAGGUAACAAAAUUUUUUAUUUGGUAAAGGGGCUUGAGAAAAGAGGCUUAAUUAUAAGGCAAGAGGCAGUUGAUAGAACAAGAGGAGCUGGCAAACAAGGUCAAUGCACAAGGUUAAUUCAUUUAUAUCGUUAUGCAAGGCAUUUGGGAUCUCAAGAGAAAUUUGAGAUAACCAAAGAGGAAGAGACUGAAGGUAAAGAGGAUUCGAACAUUGAACGUGUUAAAGAGGAUGUGCUUGUAAAAGAUUAUGUACCAUCCAUGAAAGCCAUCUGUGAUAAACUUGAAGAAGCUAAUUCCAAGGUUCUUGUCAUUUCAGAUAUUAAACAUGAUCUUGGCUAUAGUGGGAAACAGUCAAAGCAUAAAUGGGAAAAUAUAUGUGGCAGAUUGAAAAAUGCUGGUGUAGUAGAGGAGAUUUAUGUAAAAGUGAAUGGGAAGGAUGAGCGCUGCCUACAUCUGCUAAAAAAAUUUUCCCAGAUGGAUUUUGAGCAAAAAACAAUUAGAUAUGUUGAAGGCAAAGAGAUGAAAAUGGGAAGAUGCCAAAUAGCUAACCAGCUUGUGGAGCUUCCCAUUGAGCAUCAGAUUUAUGAUGCAAUUGAUGCUGCAGGAUUCAAGGGGAUGCUUAUUACAGAGGUAGGCAGGAGGUUUGGAAUUGAUAGGAAGACAAAUCACAAAAAUUGUUGUAUUAUGAGCAGUAAAUUUGGGAUGCCUAUGCAGGGGGAACUUCAUAACAAAACUCGUGAAUACAGAAUUCGGACAGCCAGGAACUGUAAAUUAUCUGAUGUAAUUCCAAGUAGAUCAAAAGACCUUUUCAGCAAAAAUUCUAGUUUGGGUGUUGUCAAUCCCAGGAUUUUAGAUGGAUCAGCCCAAUGCUCACAUCUUUUGAAUUCUGAAAGUGAUACCCUGUGGAAAACAAACAAAAAUGAAAAUGAAAUAGAGCUCACUUCUUGCUCUAGAAAAGAUAGUGAGAAAAGCAAUAGUAUCUCCAAUACUUGCAAAUCCCAAGAGUUAAUGCAUGAAACAGAAAAAGUGUUUUCCAACACAGGAGUCCAUUUAGUGAAGAGUGCAACAAUGACGCUUAAGCCCUGUCAAUCUUUGACAGUUGAUGGCACCCUGAGAGAGCAGAGAAUACUUGAAUGGUUACAGGUUGAGAAGAUUGUCUUGAGAGCAGAGCUAUAUAGGUUGCUUGUGAAUCUUGAGAAGGACAAAGGCACAACAAUGGACAGGAAAACUGUAGACAGAAUAUUGUGCAAGCUUGAAAAACAAGGGCAAUGCAAAUGUAUACACCUAGCUGUACGUGAGAUUAUGAACACUGGUGUUAACCGGAAAGUCAAGGUGGUCCUGCACCCAUCUAUUCAAAGUUUAUCUUCUGAAGUACUAGGUAGAAUUCGUGAUAGACUCGCAUCUUUUGACAAACAAACUCAUGGUCAUGCCUCAUUCAGGAAGAACAUUAGCUCAAUUCUUGUAUUGGAUAGUGUACAAAGAACUCAAACUCGAGAGAGUUCUGAUUCUCUAGCUCUUAGAAUGGAAGCCAUGCGUGCUAAUGGUUUCAUAUCGGGAAAAAUGGUUCGGGCAAAGCUGCUGCAUAGAUUUCUCUGGGAAUAUGUAUGUAGUUCAUCUGCUGGGGAUGAUGUUUUAUCAUAUGGGAGACAAGAUCAUGAUCUACAAAAUCCUUAUGUCACUUGCAAUCUGUUUGAUGUGGAAGUAGCUAUCAAGGAAAUUCCACUUGAGCUAUACCUUCAAGUUGUGGGUUCUACUGUUAAAGUUGACAACAUGAUAGAGAAGUUUAAGAAGGGAGUAUGUUUAUGUGAUCUUUCUAUUCAGGAGUAUAAUGAUCUAAAUAAAACUCCUGCAAUUAGGAGACUAUCAUCGAUUAUAUCUAUUUUACAGCGGUUGAAGUUGAUUCGGUUGGUAACUAGUGGAAGUUCUGAUGAUGGAGUCACUUUUCCACAUGCCAGUCCUGUUUAUGCCCUGGAGCUUAAGACUUGUAUAGAGGAACCACCAUUAAUUGCAGCACAUUUUGGAUCUUUUGAUCUUUGCCCAGACAGAGAUGCCGGACAUGAGAUUAUCAGACAUGAGUUUAUCCUCUCAAACAGAGAUGCUAUUGAUGAAUAUUGGCAAGUUUUGGAAUAUACUUAUGCAGUGGUUGAUCCAAAAGCUGCUUUACAUGCAUUCCCUGGGUCCACUGUUCAUGAGAUUUUUGGUCACAAGUCAUGGGCCUCAGUUCGAGGAAUGACUGCUGCUGAGCAGGCAAAGGUACUGAAACUUAUAGCCAAGAGCAACUUCAAUGAAAAACUUCGAUACAAAAGAUGUAAGGAGAUUGCAAACAAUCUAAAUCUCACCUUGGAGCAGGUGCUUCGUGUGUGUUAUGCUAAGCUCCGACGUUGCAACAAAUUUCAGGAUAAUUUAAAUGCUGUGGAGGCAGAAUGCCAACCAAUGGAAAGUAGUUCCUUUUCUCGGAAAAGGAAAGGAUCUGCGAAAGCUAGAGCUUUAAAACAUAGAAAAGUUGAUAACGAGACUGAACCAUUUUGUCACCAAAACCUUCCUAGAUCAGCUGGAAGUGAUAAAGAUUUCACAGGAGAAGAAAAUUUUAUUUCAGCCUCUCCCCCAGAGCAUGAAACUCAGUUGGAAGAACAUCAAGAGGAAGAUCAUUGGAAGACUUCUGAAAAGCCUGCAGUAAAUGGAGACAAGUAUCAUUCCUCUACUAACCAUUUGGCCUUUUCCAAGAAGAAGUCAGCACGUCAAAGAAGGUUUCCAUGGACAGAUGAAGCAGACAGGCUAUUGGUAACUCAAUAUGUAAAACACAGAGUAGGUCUUCGAGCAAAAUUUUAUGACAAAGGCAGGGCCUUACUUCACAACCUUCCAGCACCUCCAAGUGUUUGCAGAAGAAGAAUGUCAUUCCUAAAGCAGAAAAGAAGAUUCAGGGAAUCUUUAAUGAGCCUUUGUAAUAUGCUUAGAGAACAACACGAGAAGCAUCUGGAUGAAUUGGAGAGCAGGUCAAUGGAUGAUGAUGAUGAUUGUGGACCCCAUAUACCAUCUUCAUCAGGAGCAGGUAUUUACAGGAGAUUGUUUGAAGGCAUUGAAUGCAAUCAAAACAGAGGUGUCCAGAAAGAAGACUGUGAUUGUUUUAACGAGGAAAAUAUUAAUUUUGCCUUGGAAGAGGUUCUUCGGAGCAGGCAGGGGGCUAUGUUGGAGGCCUCCAGCAAUGGAAAUGUCUGUGACUCUCAAUUUCCACCACAUACAGGAAGCAGUGCUGCUAAAUUUUCACGGUGGCUUCGUGAAUGUGAAAAAGAUUUUAUGAGUGGAGGAAUUGAUCUCACUAUAGAUUUACAGUGUGGAGAGAUUUUUCAUUUGUUUGCAUUAGUUUCUUCAGGUGAACUGUUCAUUGCUCCAUGUGUUCCGGUUCAAGGUGUUGGAGAAGCCGAAUUUAUUAGAAGCUUAAAACACCCCUCUGUUUUCAAUGACUCCAUUGAUAGUCGCCGAGAAAAAGGUUUUCCUGGCAUCAAGUUAUCUGUGCAUCGAACACCGAUGCCAAGAGCUGUUUCUCUAGAAUCAUCAUUCAAGAACGGGGAGAAGUUUAGAAAUGAACAUUUUGAUGAUGGAAAUUAUAUAGGUGGCUAUUCUGCAACUCUUGAAGUUGGCAGCAAUUCAUCACAAUCUGAAAUUAUUAAGGAAAACCUCAAUUUGGGAAGCACUGUUCCUACACCUGGGGUUUCUUGUGAAUCACCUUGGGAACUGAUGGUUGGUUAUGCUACACAUUUGAUGCCAUUAUCUUCCAGUCAAGAACAUGCUGGUACUUUGUCUCCUGAGGUCUUUAAAGCUGUCUACGCUGCCAUCCAGAAGGCUGGUGAUGAAGGUUUGGCCAUUAGAGAAGUUUCCAGAGUUACGAAUACAUUAGGAGAACAAAUGGCUGAACUUGUCAUUGAUGUACUUCAAAAGUUUGGACAAGCAGAAAAGGUCAGAUUUGAUGGUUCACUUUGUGUCAUUGCUGGAUCAACAAAGAAGCCCUCAAGCAUAUGCAAGAAUGGCAAUGAUGUGCAAAAAUUCACCAUUUUCAAUCGUCAUGAUGAUGUUGGUUCAUUGCUUGAUGAAUCUGACACCAUUAAUUUGCAUGAAGAUUCUAUGCAUUGCAAUGUUGUAUUACCAGGACCAAAUGAUAAACAUGAUCUACCUGAAGGCUCCAAAUGUUAUGAUGCAAAUGGAAUCAACAAGAAGAAAAUACAUAAGAGAAUCAUUUGUCAGGCUUUUCGUAUUGUGAUGCAAAAUCCAGGAAUAUUGGAGGAUGAUAUUAUUCGCAAAAUGGACUUGCCAAACGCCCAGCACUGUAAGAAGCUAUUAAGGAUGAUGGUUCGGAACAAAUACCUUAUUGUGAAGAAGCAUCAAAGUACUCCUACCACAGUCCCAGCUCUUUUCAGAACCUUGAUUGGAGGCAACUUAACAAAAUCAGGAUUAAUUUAUCGUGAGCAUUUUUUUGCCAACCCUAUGCGUACAUCUCUAUUGUAGGAAAGUUUAUUUAGUUUUAAUAUAUAAACAAUGCUGAAUAA